AUGGAGGAGCAAAAGAUUUUUGUUGGUCAAGAGUUUCCUGAUGUCAAGGCCUUCCGCAGUGCAAUUAAAGAGGCUGCUAUUGCACAACAUUUUGAGCUUCGCAUAGUAAAAAGUGACCUGAUUCGCUACAUUGCAAAAUGUGCCUCAGAAGGUUGUCCGUGGCGUAUUCGUGCUAUUAAGCUUCCCAAUGUUCCUACCUUUACUAUAAGAAGCCUUGAGGGGACACAUACCUGUGGGAAAAAUGCAAAUGGACAUCAUCUGGCUUCUGUUGACUGGAUAGUGAACUUCAUAGAGGAGCGUUUGCGUGAUAACAUAAAUUACAAGCCAAAAGACAUUUUGCAUGAUAUUUAUCAGCAGUAUGGGAUAACUAUACCAUAUAAGCAAGCCUGGAGGGCCAAGGAAAGAGGGCUGCAAGCUAUAUAUGGAUCUUCAGAAGAAGGGUACUGUCUAUUACCUGCAUAUGGUGAGCAAAUCAAGAAGACAAAUCCUGGAAGUCAUGCUGAGGUUUUUACAGCUGGUUCAGAUAGUCGGUUUCAGAGGUUUUUCAUCGCUUUUUAUGCUUCUCUUCAUGGGUUCCUGAAUGGUUGCUUGCCUGUUAUUUCUCUUGGCGCUAUCCAGCUUAAGAGCAAAUACUUGGGUACUUUACUAUCAGCAACUUCUUUUGAUGCUGAUGGUGGAGUAUUUCCCCUUGCUUUUGGUGUUGUCGAUGAAGAAAAUGAUGAUAGCUGGAUGUGGUUCGUGUUGGAGUUGCGGAAAGCAUUCGAAAUGAGCACUGAGAAUAUACCACGAUUUACAUUUCUGUCUGAUGGACAGAAAAGUAUUGCAGAUGCUGUGAAAAGGAAUUUUUCCUCUUCUUGUCAUGCAAUUUGUAUGCAGUAUCUGAGUGAAAGCAUCAGUAAAGAGUUCAAGAAUUCAAGGCUUGUACAACUCCUGUGGAAAGCCGCAUAUUCUACGUCCACAACGGUGUUUAAAGAGAAAAUGGCUGAAAUUGAGGAGGUUUCUUCAGAUGCAGCGACUUGGAUUCAACAGUAUCCUCCUUCACGCUGGGCAUUAAUACAUUUUGACGGAACAAGAUAUGGUCAUUUCUCUUCAAAUAUUAAUGAGUUCAAUAGAUGGAUUCUUGAAGCACGAGAGCUUCCUAUUAUUCAGGUGAUUAAACGUAUUCACUGUAAGUUGAUGGAAGAGUUUCAGCUCCGGCGAUCAAGGAGUAGUACAUGGAGUUCUACCCUUGCUCCAUCUGCUGAGAAACGCAUUAUGGAAGCAAGAAGUCAUGCGUCCACGUAUCAAGUGCUAAGGUCAGAUGAAGUUGAAUUUGAAGUUAUCUCAGCAGAGUGGUCCCACAUUGUGAAUACAGGUACUCGAUCUUGUUCCUGUCGGGAUUGGCAGUUGUAUCGGGUACCUUGUUCUCAUGCUGUUGCUGCUCUAAUAUCAUGUAAAAAGGAUGUGUAUGCCUUUACAGAGAAAUAUUUCACUGCAGCUAGUUAUCGCGAGAGUUAUAGUAAAGAGAUACACCCUAUCCCUGAUAAACUUGAAUGGUCAAGAACCCGACUAGUCCGACCACCCAAGUUUCGUCGACCGCCUGGACGACCCGAGAAGAAGCGGUUAUGUGUGGAAGAUCUUAAUCGUGAGAAGCACACUGUCCGUUGUAGUAAGUGCAAUCGAACUGGACAUUACAAGACAACCUGCAAAGUAGAGGUGGAUAAUGGGGCCGUCCCUCUAUCCUUCUCCGCAUAG
This is a messenger RNA of Lycium ferocissimum, 1734 nucleotides long. RefSeq lists its product as uncharacterized. The coding region runs from base 1 to 1734 and encodes 577 amino acids. NCBI's taxonomy places the organism in Eukaryota, Viridiplantae, Streptophyta, Magnoliopsida, Solanales, Solanaceae. The transcript has a single exon. Gene Ontology annotation, molecular function: zinc ion binding. The record is from RefSeq and is a predicted model, not a curated record.